AUGAAGUCCUUUAUUCUUGCUGCCACGGCUGUGACGGCCGUUGCCGGUCGUAGUCUCCUUGAGCUGGGUCUCGACGUCGACCUGAGCAAGACUGUUGACAUUGGUCUCGGCCUCAGCGUUCACCUGCCCCAGGGCAUCAACGAGCAGGCUGUCACCGAGAACAAGCCCACUUCUGGGCCUCCUGCUGGCUAUGUUAACAUUUGGCAUCCGAGCCAUGGAAAUGUGGUGAUGGAUGGCUGCGAUGACGAAAGCAGCCAUGACUGGCAUUGGGUUCAUCCUUGUGGCGAUAACUGCAAUCCCAACCAGGCUGAUCAUGUCUGGAGCGUUAGCACUGUCAGCGUGACCUCGAUCCAUACCGUCAUUAGCUGUGCUCCCACCGUCACCAACUGCCCUGCCAAUGGCCACCACACCACCACGAUUGUCAUCCCUGAGACCACCACCUUCUGCCCUGUCGAGGCUUCCAAGACCGCCCACCCUAGCGGCGGCCCAUCCACCGGGGCGUACCCCCCGGCCGCUUCCUCGGCAGCUCCCUCUGCUCCUGUUGCGACCAACACCGCCGUCGUCACCCUGAGCACUCAGACUGUUCCGGCUCCCACCGGCCCUGCCGGCUACCCGGCUCCCUCCAACCCGGCUCCAGGCAACGGUGGCAGCUCGGUUCCUCCCGUUGUCCCCUCGGCCCCCGCCUCAGCUCCUGUUUACCCCGUGCCCGGUAACAGCUCGGUUCCGCUUUACACCGCUCCCUCCACCUCUGUCUUUACUCCUCCUACUCAGUCUUCUCCUGCCGGCUGCUCUGGCGACAACUGCUCCCCCUCUGCUCCCUCUGCUCCCGCUGCGCCUCCCGCCAACUCUGCUCCUCCCACCGCUCCCUCUUUCCCUGCUGAUGGCUGCAGCGGUGCCUACUGUGCUCCUCCUCCUGCCGGCACCGCUCCCGGCACCGCGGCCCCGGUCCCUACUGGAAACAGCACCACUCCCCUGCCAAUCAACGGUGCUGUUAGCCGUACCCAGGGCGUCAGCAUGGCUCUCUUUGGAGGUGUCAUUGCUGCUCUGUUCCUGUAA
This is a messenger RNA of Trichoderma harzianum CBS 226.95, 1056 nucleotides long. RefSeq lists its product as hypothetical. Lineage: Eukaryota; Fungi; Ascomycota; Sordariomycetes; Hypocreales; Hypocreaceae. The record is from RefSeq and is a predicted model, not a curated record. The transcript has a single exon. The coding region runs from base 1 to 1056 and encodes 351 amino acids.